Anopheles stephensi (Asian malaria mosquito) is the source of this 1451-nucleotide messenger RNA. RefSeq lists its product as uncharacterized. Bases 69 to 1109 code for a protein of 346 amino acids. The record is from RefSeq and is a predicted model, not a curated record. The transcript is spliced from 2 exons. Gene Ontology annotation, molecular function: sequence-specific DNA binding. NCBI's taxonomy places the organism in Eukaryota, Metazoa, Arthropoda, Insecta, Diptera, Culicidae.
UGCAGCCAAAAAAAAAACACAAACUCGAAAACGACGCCGUCGACGACCAGCACCAGCAUCACCAAAAAAUGAAUACUUUCCGGUCAAACGUGAACAAAAAGUACUGUUCCUACUUCGAGUGUGGCAAUAACUCUGUCACCAAUCCGACGGUAACGUUUUUCGCUUUCCCCAAACAGCCAGAUCGUUGUGAAACAUGGGUAAAGGCAGCUGGCGUACCCGAACAUUUGGUGGAAAACCGUAUGCAUCGCUUCCUGUGCGAACGGCAUUUUCCCAACAUUUACAUUUGUCGCAGCCAGCGACGGACGUUGCUGCUGGCGAACGCUGUUCCCUAUCCGUACAAAGAACCGGGUGAGGAGUCGGAUCAAGAAGAAGAGCUGGAAAUAAUGGAAGAUCUUGUGGAGGACACCACCGUGGACUCGGGGGACAUGCUUGAAGCUUUUCACGACGAUAAAGAUUCCAUGGAUGACCAGCAGGAGACUGAACCUGUGAUAAUCAAUGCAAACAAAUUGCUGCCUGCAAUCGGAACCAUCAACGAACGGGUUACAUUGAACAUCCAACCCUCUACGUCUCGGAUGGAUUAUAGUCGUAAGCGGAAUGCAGUGGCUGUCAAAAUUGCGGAUAUGAAAGUGAAACUGUCGACUUCUCAAAACGAGCCCACUAUCGGUUCCCCAAUCACCCUCAACAAGGACACGAAUAUCAAGACGGUACAAUUGGAUGGUAGCACCGUGCGUCUUGUACCAGCACCAAAAAUGCUCCGAUUAACGCCAGUCGGUUCACAGAAAGAAAGGAGCGAGGAAAAGCCAGCGAAAGAGGUGUGCAUCAGAGCAGCACUUAAAUCGCCCGUCUCAUCGUCCACGAAUGCAAUCGAAAUCAUUGAACAGAACGAUGACACUUCCGCAUCGAAAAGCAGUGACGAUACGGUGCUGGAAAAGGACGAUAAAAUCAGCGAAUUCAUCUUCAAGGGCGAGGAGUACGUGCAGAUGCCGAAGGAGCACUAUCUGAAGCAAAUUAACAGACUGAAACGUAGUGCGGCGUUUUACCAGAAUAUUGUAAGAAAUAUGCGGGAGUUACUUGAUCAAGCGGAUCCAACAAGUGCGUUGGAUUGUUAGUAAGGCAGUAAGCAUUACCGGUACACAUUAAGCAUAGUGGCAGACAUCGUUAGGGUAGGCGCCCAGGAACGUUCAGAUAAUCUAAGCUUGAAACUACAAAGCAAAGAUCCCGAUGGAUCAAUCAUUACAAUACACGGACACAUAUACAUAAUAGCACAUGGACAUGAGAAGAGAUUAGUAGGAUGUUUGUCCAUUACAAAGAACUGAUAGGAAAAAGCAUGUGUUGAAUGAACAGCAUUACAAGUAACAGCAAACUCUGUUAUUAAAAUUUUCUUCCUAUGAACUUUAAUGAUCUGUAACGAAACGAAAUUUGUUGAAAAUGUAGUUUUCUCCAGAUCAUAA